Molecule: messenger RNA, 7429 nt
Organism: Anguilla rostrata (American eel)
Lineage: Eukaryota; Metazoa; Chordata; Actinopteri; Anguilliformes; Anguillidae
Product: C-type mannose receptor 2-like
Exons: 29
Coding region: 176-4588 (1470 amino acids)
Molecular function (GO): signaling receptor activity
Source: RefSeq, a predicted model, not a curated record
GUCUGCUGCUCUCAUUCACUUUUGGGCUCAUUAACUGACGCGCACGGAGACACCAUCCACGAAGCUCCGCUCUGCCUUGCUUACCGAGUCUCUCGGCACUUCAUCCAUCCACACUGAAGAAUAGUUACUUCGUCACUCUCGCCCGACUUCUCACCUCCUCGCAACAACUGCGGGCAUGCAACGCGGAUACCAUCACAACCAUUCGUCUCCAUGGACAAGCUGCUUCCACUUGUACAAAUGCACUUUAUAUCUAUUUAUCCUUAGUCUGGAACUGAGGACGGCCGUUUCAGAGCCCCAUGACCCGGACGUCUUCGCCUUCUACCACAAGGGGACCCAGGGCUGCCUGGGUCUCCGGGACUCGGUCCUGCACGUGUCGCCGGACUGCGAGGGCAGCGGCCAGCAGUGGAAGUGGGUGUCCCGCCGGCGGCUGUACAACGUGGGGUCCUCGCUGUGCCUGGGCCUGGUCGCCGGCAACAGCAGCGAGCUGGUGCUGGGCACGUACCGCUGCGACCGCGAGCGCUGGAGCUGGAACUGCAAGCAGGUGCUGGAGAUCCUCGACCACUACGUGCCGUCGCCCCAGGCCCCCGCUCCCACCGCCGCCGCCGCCGCCGCCGCCGCCACCCCGGAGCCCACCCAGCCGGCGCCCGCCGAGAGGCAGGGCUGGGCGCUGCACGGCGAGGAGCAGAACCUGUGCGCCAAGUCGCACCGCGACAUUUACACUAUCCAAGGUAACUCACAUGGCCGCCCCUGCAACUUCCCCUUCCUCUACGAUGGCCAGUGGUUCCACAGCUGCACGGGCAUUGGGCGUGAGGAUGGGCACCUGUGGUGUGCCACCACCUACGAUUAUACCCAGGACGAGCGCUGGGGCUUCUGUCCUAUCAAGAGUGAUGGCUGCGAGACCUUUUGGGACAUUGACCCGCUGACCAAAAACUGCUACCAGUUCAAUUUCCAGUCCACGUUGUCCUGGAACGAGGCGCGUGUCAGCUGCCAGCAGCAGGGGGCAGACCUGCUCAGCAUCACGGAGCUGCACGAGCAGACCUACAUAAACGGUCUCUUAACUGGGUACAGUGCUUCACUGUGGAUGGGCCUGAAUGACUUGGACAUGAACGGGGGCUGGCAGUGGGCGGAUAACUCGCCACUGAAGUUCCUGCACUGGGAGUCAGAUCAGCCGAACCACAGCGAGGAGGAGAACUGCGCGGUGAUCCGCACCGAGACGUCCGGCCGCUGGCAGAACCGCGAGUGCGGCGCGGCCAUGCCCUACGUCUGCAAGAAGAGGCCCAAUGCCACGCUGGACCCUUUCAGCACCGACUCGUGGUCGGACGACGUCCGUAGGGAGUGUGACGUGGGGUGGCAGGCCUUCCAGACGGGCUGCUACAGGCUGACGGCGGAGAAGAAGGACUGGGAGGAGGCCCAGAAGACCUGCCAGAGGACGGACGCCAACCUGAUCAGCAUCCACACGCUGCCCGAGCUGGAGUUCGUCAUCCGCAACCUGAAGAAAGACGUGGACGAGCUGUGGAUCGGGCUCCACGACACCAAGAUGCAGAUGAACUUCGAGUGGUCAGACCGCACCCCCGUCAUCUUCACCUACUGGCACCCCUUUGAGCCCAAUAACUUCCGCAACACCCAGGAGGAUUGCGUUACGCUCUGGGGUCCGGAUGGGCGCUGGAACGACAGUCCCUGUAAUCUGUCCCUGCCUUCCAUCUGUAAGAAGCAGGCUCAGAAGAUUGAAGGCACACAGGACCAUGGCUGCAAAACGGGCUGGAAAUGGCAUAGUCCUUCCUGCUACUUUGUGGGCGAGGAGUCGAUGCCAUAUGAGGAAGCAAGGAAAGCAUGCAUGGCUGAUGAGGCCACCCUUGUAACUGUCACCAACAGGUUUGAGCAAGCCUUUGUGAGUAGCCUGGUGUUUGGACGGGUCGAUGAUUACUUCUGGACAGCCCUGAAUGACCAGAACAACACUGGCACCUUCCACUGGCUCAGUGGUGAUGAGGUCACCUUCACAAACUGGAACCGAGACCAACCAGGACUGGACAAAGGUGGCUGUGUUGCCCUGGCAACAGGCUUUGCCACAGGACUGUGGGAGGUCAAAGACUGCUCCACCCGGGCCAAAUUAAUUUGUCGCUCAAACCUGGAUGCGUCCCUGAGCCCCGAACCACCUGCCCCGCUCCCCACACCGAGCCUGACGGGAACCUGCCCCCGCGGAUGGAAGAGCAGCAGCACCUUGCGCCAUUGCUACAAGGUCUACCACUCUUCCCAGGUGGGCGAGAAACUCAGCUGGCUGCAGGCUAACCUCUACUGUAAGAAACACGGCUCCCAUCUGCUCAGCAUCACCAACUUCGAGGAGGACCAGUUUGUCUCACAGAUCCUCCACGAGACGUUUGGGGAGUCAGAAGACUUGGAGCAGCACUGGUUAUGGAUUGGGCUGAACCGUAGGAACCCUAUGAACAAGGGCAGCUGGAAGUGGAGCGACGGGCUUGGAUUCUCCUACCACAACUUUGGCCAUUACUACUAUGAGCAGGAUAUUGGCCAGUGUGCAGUGGCUGACCUGGGAUCCAUGCAGUGGUCAGCAAUGCAAUGUGAGACCGAGCUCGACUGGAUCUGCAAGAUCCCCAAAGGAACUGAGGAGAAGGAGCCAGAGGUUGAAGAAGACUCAAGCAGUAAGGAGUGGGUGACGUUCCAGCAGGCGGAUUAUAAGUUCUUUGAUCACAGCUCUACCUGGUACCAGGCCCAGCGCAUCUGCUCCUGGUUUCAGUCCUCCCUGGCCUCCGUGCACUCCCCUGAGGAGCAGAGCUUCCUCACUCAGCUCACGCGUAAGCUGUCCAAAGUCGCAGGCCAGCAAUGGUGGGUGGGUCUGAACACCAAUGAAAAUGAUGGGCGUUUCCGAUGGUCCGACCACUCUGUGCUCAAUUAUGUGUCCUGGGCCCCAGGCAGACCACGCCCAGUCAGCAGGGACCGCAAGUGUGUUUCCAUGACAGCCACCAGAGGGGAAUGGAGUGACCAGAAGUGCCACACAGAUCUGCCCUAUGUCUGCAAAAGAGUCAACGUCACAGCCACCCCUCCGCCUACCCCUGCGUCCCCUGUCCCGCCUGGGGGCUGUCCUGAUGGGUGGACUCCCUUCCUCAACAAGUGUUACAUGAUCCAGGGGUACCAGGAGUCCGGCCGGGUCACCUGGGAAGCAGCCAGGGCAACAUGCAAGUCUCAGGGAGCCAGCCUUGCAUCCGUGUCCAGUUACUUGGAGCAGGCCUUCAUCACCACUCAGCUGUACAACGUCGGCUUCGACCUGUGGAUGGGGCUGGCGGACUCAGAGAGCCACUUCCAGUGGGAGGAGCGAGGGCCCCUCACUUACACCAACUGGGGCCCGGGGGAGCCUCAGGGACACAAAGACCUGCUCUCCAAGCCUCUGCAGGUGAACUGCGGGGUGGUGCUUCACGGGAACCCGGAGAGGAACGCGGGCAUGUGGGCCGCGCGCAGGUGCGAGCUGGAGAAGCACGGCUUCGUCUGCCAGAAGAGCAAAGACCCGGCGUUGCCCGCGGGGCAGGACGCCCUCCCCCCAUCCGCGCAGGACCUCCAGUUCGGCCGGGUGUCUUACCGCCUGCUGAAGAAGCGCCUGGAUUGGACGGGGGCGCUGCACGUGUGCAGGUCCCUCAACGCCACGCUGGCCACCGUGCAGGACCCCUUCCAGCAGGCCUACCUCACCCUGCUCAUGAGCAGCCAGAGGAGUCACGCCUGGAUCGGCCUCUACAGCGACAGGGGCCGGAGCUACUCCUGGCUGGGUAUGGAUCAGUUGGCCUACAGCGACUGGCGGGAGGGGGAGCCCAGCCACUCGGCGGGCUGCGGCUACAUGACCCAAGAGGGCCAGUGGGCUACAGUUUCAUGUGAAGAAAAAGUGAACACCGCCAUCUGUCAGAUCAGCUCAGAUAAUCAGACGGUCAUUCCCGGGGACUGCCCUCAACUCCUGGACAACAUGAAUUGGGUGCAUUUCCGCAACGAAUGUUACUCCUUCAACCUCCACAAGGUCAUGCUUCACCACGAGGCCGCACACUUCUGCCGGGGAGCUGGUUCUGACCUUCUGUUCAUCCAUGAUGAGACGGAGAAUGGCUUUGUGUGGGAGCAUAUUGAGAGCUACCAGGAACAAGCCCCAGGAGCCUGGCUGGAGAUGGGCUAUAAAGGGGGCAGUCCGAUGGGGCUCGAGGAUACCCAGGUGGCGUACGCAAACUGGGAGGUGCAGGACACUAACCUGAGCGUGCUGCCAGCCAAGACAUGCAUUUGGAUCCAGAGCAGCACGGGCCUGUGGACAACGGACCUGUGCAACGCCACCUAUGGCGUCAUCUGCAGGCGGAGCCAAAGUGAGCCUCCGCUUCCUGUGGUUUGGAAGCCCGAGUACCAGCCGACCGUGCUGGUGGUCGUGGUGACCGCGCUGCUCUUGGUCCUCCUGGUCGCGGGGGGGAUCUACCUUUACCGCCGGCGCGCCGCGGCCGCCCAGGGGUCCUUCGAGGGGGCGCGCUACAGCCGCACCAACUCCAACCCCUCGGAGCAGACGGAGAAGAACAUCCUGGUGUCCGACAUGGAGAUGAACGAGCAGGGCGAGUAGCGGGGGGCGGAAGGACACGCCGUGGAGAGGUACAGACACGCGGGAUGGACAGACUGACUAUUUUAUAGUUUUUUUUUUGGUUUUUUUUUUUUGGAAGACUGUGAGGCUGUGCAGAGCAUGGCGGACGGCAGUCUUGAACGGACACCGAAACCCCUCACCCGGCCUCGUGCCCCCUGGCUGCCAACGAAACGUCCACGGACGCUCCCCCCUCCCCGCUACGCCCAAUCAGAUCCUACGUCCGACGAUGGGUUACGCAUUGCCCUUCUUCCUUUACUUCACUGCCAUUCAGCAGACAUUCCCGUCCGGAGGAACUUGCAAUGCAAACAAAAGUGGAAAGAUCAGGUCUCAAAGUGCAGUAAAUCCCUCCCUAGUGAGGGAAGUAUAUUCCCAAAGAGAGUCAUGUGAACAUACACUAUUCUGUACGUAAAGGAGAAAUUCACCCCUAGACUAAAUUUUUUUUUUUUUGGUGAAUGAUAAUACCAACACACAAAGUAGGAUAUGUGUAAUAUCUCUCUUAACAAGAAAAGAUUUAGACAAAUUACUCCUAAGGACAUAUGUGAGCAGAACAGUCUUCAAGUAAGUGUAUGUGCAUCGACGUUCAUGCACUCACCUACAUUAAUCAUCUUUAAGUGUAUUUGGGUACUUUCCUUCUGUCGGUACAGUUUUCCUGUCUUUUAAACUUUACCUUGAAUGAGGGCAUUUGCCGUGUGGAAGUUUCAAAUAACAAAUUACACCAUUUUCAUGCUGACCUUGCCUCAAACUCCCAUAGUUCCUUGUAUAGUCAUUUCCUGUUAUGCCUGAGGUCUCGGUGAAAGAAACGCUUGACGAGACAGGAUUGUAUUAGAAUGCCGAAUUGGAAGGCCAGUUUUGCCAAGUACAACAGGACUUCAAAAAGGUAACUUGCUAAACUAUUUACAACUUGCAAAAAGGAAUAUAGCUGUAUUUGAUAAGAUUACUACCAUAAUAAUUACCGCCUGAAAAAAUAUAUGUACAACUUAAUUGAGGUGAAUUUUUCUUUUUAACUCCUCUUAUGCAGUCCUGUUUACUUAUAGAAUUCCCACUCAUCUUGUAGAUUGCUUUAAAGCACAACUCGAGAUCUUUGUUUCAGUUUUGUGCAUUGCAGUAAUUCUGAGACACUAAAGUCAGAUAUUCAGCCACAUCAUUCAGUCACGUCAUGACCUGGGACUGAAGCAACUGUUGUGGGUUUCAUACAAUGAGGAAAUGGAAGCAUCACAAAUCUGGCUGCUUGUGUAUCACAAUACUGCCUUGAAUGAAUCUCCUUUAUUUUGACAGUCAUUAGGCAAUUGUAGACUGCUUGAAAAUGUAUCUGUACUGAGUGAGGGAUUGUCUGUACUCAGUUUGUGUGUGCUUAGUGAGAGAGUCUGGAGUGACAGAGUAUGUUUACCCUGGGUGAGAGAAUGUCUGUAUUAGUACUAAGUGCGGAUGUGUUUACGCUGAAUGAGUGCUUUUGGCCGGAAUGAGUGUGUUUGGAAUGAGUGAAUGUGUGCCUGUAAUACACCUGGGUACAGCUAAUUUCUGCUGAAAAACUGGAUGGGACCAAGAGUCCCAGUGGAGUAGUGGGGCCCAACACAGAAUCGCAGAACCAGAGAUAUAUAGACAGGUUCGUGUUCUGCUGUGCAGCUCGCUGGUGGCUUCGAGUUGGACUUGGGAAGAGGUCAUGGAAACCGAUGAACCAGUCACUCUAACAUUUCAUCUUUAAUGUAUGUUAGAGUUGCAUCUCCUCUUGGGCCUUGUGAUGCGGAGUGAAAGGUGUUUUUGCGUUACGUUUAAUGUACAGUUUUAGCUGUCCACUGUGAAUACUCAUGAACAACUACGGUACAUUUUUACUUUCUCCCCACGGAGCGUCAUUUAUUGUGUUUGGCCUGUGUGUGUAGUUUUGUACAACUGGUUGACAGUGUCGUGAUCUGGUACAGCUUGUCAGAGUGAAAAGUUCAGUUAAAAGGCAUUUUCUGAUCCUAGUGUGGUACUUAAUAAGCCUGAACAAGAGCCUGCUUAGUGUAUUCUCAUAGUCACCUUGCUGGAAAUAAGGAAUAUCUGAGUUGGAUUUAAGCGUAGUUCUGUAAACUACAGAAGUGAAUUGUAGUAUGAAUUCAGAGUAGUUUGUAAUGUUGAAAAUAACAUUACAAAGAAGGAAAUUACUACACUGUAAUAAGUGUAUUACAACAUCAUAAAUGUUAACAGUAGUAGCUUUUUGUGACAGGAAGGUUUUAGAGACUAAACUGAAUUGUGUUUGAGAACUUUAGUGGCAGAUUGUUUGACACUAUAAGCUGGGGAAACAGGAGGAAUCCAUUUUCGCUGCUCUUGGCGAAUAGUAAAGUCAGGUUUGAUGAUCUUGGUUAGGAGAGACAGCCAGACGGACACAAAAUAGUAAUUCAUUAAAUAAAUUUAAAGCCUAUAAAUCAUGCAAAUUGUUUGCCCAUUCUUAUUUAGGUGUCUUCCUUGCUUAUCAUUGGAAAAAGGAUAGGAUAUUUGACUGAAUGCGUCAUUUUCCAUAAGCAGUCACAAUUUAUGCUGAAAAUCUCUUGUGACUCAUUUAGGUCAUUGAGUCUGAAGUCGGUAACGCGCAAAUGCCAACAACUAGAUUUCAUUAUUUUUCUAUUAAAUUCCAUUUUGGAGAUGUAUUACGGAGCUCCUGCGCUAUGGGAUUUUCAGAGAUUUGGCGGCUUUUCGCGGUCGAGUACGACAUUCGUACCGGAGCUUUCUCCGGCAGCUUGCGGAAUUUUGGAGAGGGACGGUCAGCAGCGGAAUGUCGGGAGAGGAGUUCACCGUCAGGUCCGUAACCAAUAAGCAGGAGGAGGAGAGGCGGAACGGGGGAUGGGG